AUGCUGGGCCUCAUCUUCGGCGGCUGUUGUUCCAAUGUCUAUGCCCUCGAGGCCAUCAUCAACUUCGAGCCCGCCAGUGGAACGCUCUUGACGUUUGUGCAAUUCCUCUUUGUGGCCGUCACGGGCUACGUGGCCCAGUUUGACAAGACCCGGCCGCCCUUUUUUGUUGCCCCGGCCAAAGUCCCAUUGAGGCGCUGGAUGGUCAACAUUGUACUCUUCUUCGGCAUCAAUGUCCUCAACAACCACGCUUUCAGCUACAACAUAUCGGUGCCCGUUCACAUUAUCCUGCGGUCAGGUGGGAGCAUCACGACAAUGGUGGCGGGCUACUUGUACGGCAAACGAUAUUCUCGUGUGCAGGCAUUGGCCGUUAUCUUGCUCAGCGUCGGCGUUGUGCUGGCUGCCUGGUCAGAUGCGAAAGAGAAGGCUGGCUCGGAGAAAGAAUCCACGCUCCCAGACUCAAACACUGGCCUUUUGAUAUUAUUCGUGGCACAGCUGCUUUCAGCCAUCAUGGGGCUCUAUACGGAGGCGACAUACCAGCAGUACGGCCCUCAGUGGAAGGAAAACCUCUUCUACUCGCAUGUUCUCUCCCUGCCCCUUUUCCUGCCCUUUGCGCCAUCCAUGGCCCGCACCUUGAGUCGAGUGAUCAAGAGUGAACCCCUAGUGCUUCCGGUGCCGUUCACGACGGCCACCGGGCCUGUGCGCAUGCCAAGCCAGCUCUUGUAUCUAGCCACGAAUGUGUUGACCCAGUACGCCUGCAUCCGCGGCGUAAACCUGCUCGCUGCUGCCUCGUCGGCGCUUACGGUCACCAUUGUUCUUAAUAUUCGUAAGCUUGUCAGCCUGCUCCUCAGCAUAUGGCUCUUCGGGAACUCGCUGGCUCAGGGGACGCUCAUCGGCGCAUUGAUCGUCUUCGGUUCAGGAGCUUUCUACUCGGUGGGCUCGAGGACGAGCCAUCCGCAGACGAGUGCAACGGCUGUCCGUGGCGCUGAUGACUACAACGAGAAGGCCGCCGACAGGAAGAAGUAUUGA
Molecule: messenger RNA, 1026 nt
Organism: Hirsutella rhossiliensis
Lineage: Eukaryota; Fungi; Ascomycota; Sordariomycetes; Hypocreales; Ophiocordycipitaceae
Product: UAA transporter family domain-containing protein
Exons: 5
Coding region: 1-1026 (341 amino acids)
Biological process (GO): transmembrane transport
Cellular component (GO): endoplasmic reticulum membrane; Golgi membrane
Molecular function (GO): UDP-N-acetylglucosamine transmembrane transporter activity
Source: RefSeq, a predicted model, not a curated record